CAGAGAUUGAAUAAAAACCAAAAAAUAAAAAUCACACACAAAUGUCAUUUAAUCCAUGUUGUCCUUUUAUUUCCCAUAUUUCGAUUGCCAACAACAGCCCUGCUGUAUGCGACAAUUUUCGGUCAUGUAACCACAAUUAUCCAGCAAAUGACAUCCGCCACCGCAAAGUACCACGAUAUGCUGAACAACGUCCGAGAGUUCAUGAAGCUGCACGAGGUCCCCAAGGCACUCAGCGAACGGGUUAUGGAUUAUGUUGUGUCCACGUGGGCGAUGACCAAGGGGCUGGACACGGAUAAGGUUUUGAACUAUUGCCCCAAGGAUAUGAAAGCGGAUAUUUGUGUACACCUGAACCGGAAAGUAUUCAACGAACAUCCGGCCUUUCGGUUAGCAUCCGAUGGCUGUUUGCGAGCACUGGCCAUGCACUUCUGCAUGUCCCAUUCUGCCCCAGGCGAUCUUCUGUACCAUACGGGUGAAAGCAUCGAUAGCUUGUGUUUUAUUGUUACCGGAAGUCUGGAGGUGAUUCAGGACGACGAAGUUGUGGCCAUCCUCGGCAAGGGAGAUGUGUUUGGCGAUUCCUUCUGGAAGGACUCGGCUGUCGGACAAAGUGCGGCCAAUGUGCGAGCGUUAACUUACUGUGAUUUACAUGCGAUAAAGCGAGACAAGCUGCUCGAAGUGUUAGAUUUUUACCAAGCUUUUGCGAAUAGUUUUGCAAGGAAUUUAGUUUUAACGUAUAAUUUAAGGCAUCGCUUAAUAUUCAGGAAAGUGGCUGACGUGCGCCGGGAGAAAGAGCUGGCUGAGCGACGAAAGAACGAACCGCAGCUGGGUUCUAGCCAAGAUCACCUGGUAAGAAAAAUAUUUUCAAAAUUUAGAAGAGCUCAGCAAAAUGCACAAGGACCAAAGGAACAAACUGGUUCCACUCAGAGCGACGUUGAGAAAGGAGACACUGAUACAGACAAAGGAAAGCUGCCAGCCAAGCUAACAUUAACCGAAGACUCUCGCGUCCUAACAACCGUCCCAUCACCAUCACCAUCGCCAUCGCCAUCGUCUGGACCUCCAUCGGCAAAAGGGGCCCGAGCUAGCAAGUGGGGCCGGCUGCUCGGUAGUUCUAGUGUUGAUUCGGCCAGCGAUACAAGCACAAAGAUAUUCCCAAAAACUCCCAAACUUGCCCCAGGACCUGCAACUCUUGCCCGACAGGACACUAUCGACGAAGGAGGUGAAAUAGAUCACACUCCCAACCGCGAUAGACCAACCACGGUGGCGCCGAAAGAAAGGGAGCUGGUGAAGCAACCAUCUCUAGAGCGACAGCCAACGGAACGAGAUCGGCUCCUGGACACCUCGACUAUAGCUCGCGAUCGAGAAAGGGAACGGGAACGGGAACGCGAAAGAGAACGGGAACGAGAACGCGAGCGACACAUGGAUCGCAAUCUAUCGUUAGAACGGGAACGACAAAUCGAAAUGGCACAAUCCCGAGCGACAACAUCAGACACUUACGACACCGGCCUACGAGAACAGCCUUCGACACUAGCACAGAGAGAUUUGAUCGCAACGGUAUUAGACAUGAAGGUUGACGUACGUCUGGAGAUGCAACGAAUGGCACAAAGGAUGAGCCGCAUCGAGGACCUCUUGAAUGAUCUAAUCGGGCGGAUACAGGUUGACUCAUCUGGUCAAAGCUCACCAGGAGAUGCACCUGGAACAAGCAUCGCAACUCCAUCCGCAUCUGGCACAAACCCUUCCAGCACGAACAAUCCGGCCUCGAGCAAUCCGAGUUCAUCUGCUGCACCCGCCACGUUAGUUCCCGGCGGAAACGGUUUGGGACCAAUUUUGUUGCGCAAGCGACGGUCCAAAAGCCGCAAAGCACCCGCACCUCCGAAACAAUCAAGCCCGGAACAGACUCGAUUGCUCGAAACGGAUCUGCCAUCAUCAUCCUCCACCAGGAAAAGGGAGUUCCUCUAGCCCCGGAUCUUGCUACGUCAUCAAUCGGACAACUCCAGUGAACAGUAGUAGUGGAACAGUUCAGUUAUUGCACCCCUGCGUUCUCUGUCCCCCUAUCCUACCACCCACGUCGAACGUGAUCGAUUUGAUGGCGUUAGUUGUAUGUACCAACCUUUAUUCGUCUUCAUUGCGGAUUUGUUUAUCAUCGGUGUGUUUACAAUGUGUCCCCAAAGUAAGGAAUUUCUUAGUUAUGACUUAUGCGUAAAAGUGGGUACCUCGGUUAGUUAUGGCCGGCAAUUUUAAAAAAUCAAAGGCCUCCCUUUUCACCUCAUCCAGCUUGUUUGACUUUUUUUUCGAACAGAACGGAAUAGGGUGAUUUGCCAACCGUUGUCCUCUGACCCAUCGUUGCACAGAAUGACUUAAACUGUCCAUAUUUUAGCUGUUUUGGAACUUUUUCUCAGAAUUAAUACUGAAUCAUGUUAAUUUGAAUGUUUACUGAUGAAAUGAGGCUUUUGCGAUAUUUUCUGUUGAAAAUAUGCAUCUAACGACUGUUUUAUUUUUUCUUGUUUUUUUUUCGCGCGGUUUUUGUGCUAAUUGUUAAAAAAACCUCAAGAUUCUAUAACGGCAUAAAGGUUUAACGUCAAAACAAAACAUUUUUCGUUUCAGUUUUUUCACGAAACGUUUGUUGGACAAUAUUAACACCAUGAUUUUGGAAAAAAAUUACGAUUCAUUACCUAAUAACCAGAGAAAAUAUCGGAUCGUGUAACAUUUCAACAUUUGGUCCGCACAAUCUCAUCCUGCCUCUUUGUUGUACAUAAGUCCGCUGCAAGAGAUGUUUAGAAAUUUCAAUAACUUUGUUUGGUUGUUAUCACUGCCAAAAAUAGCAAAAAAAUUUUGGCGUGGUCACUUCCAAAAUAUCUGGUGAGUACUGUUGGAAGCUAGUACUGCCUGGCAGACAGUACGGCAAAUACCCAGAUGGAUGGCAUUGUACCAACCAAUACUUCCCAUCUGGGUCGAAUUACUGAUCUGGAACGGGGCAACGUUAUUCGGGCCUCAGGGUUGGGCUUGGGUCACAGGGUCAGCAGUUACUGGUUCAUGACAGAGGUCAAUGGUCAGAUACGAUACAGUUACAAAUCGGUUCAACUUAGGGUUACACACACAGGACAGGAUGAUUCGAAUCAUGGCUAGCGUUGAACUAAGCAAUGGUGGCGGGCUACUGUCAUCCGGUAUUCGUCAAGGGUUGAGGAUGUAGGUUGGGGUCCAGAACGACUUGAUAAGAUGGCUUAACACUGCAACGGGAGCUAUAAACUCCUGGCGAAAGCUUUCCCAUCCUGUUCAUGGCACCAUAUGUUGUGUCAGACCUUUGGGAAUAUGAGAAAAAUCAACUUGUUUGAAUAACAGAUAACACCAAAAGAAAGUUUUUAUUUGAUUCGAAAUCAAAAUUACAACUUUUCAGGCGAUUUUGAACCGUAGAGAUAUUAAUGAAGUGGCAACAUUAAUAAAAUAAAAUAAAUCAACAAUUACAAUUACAAUUAUAGCGUUUAAAAUAUGAUGAAACAUAGCUUGUCUACUUUUAGGCGUUUUUCAUUCCCGGGUGAUCAAUUUUCAGUGGAUUCCGAUUUUUAAAAAUUGUAACAAUUUUUUUUCUUGGAAAACUUUGCUUCUUCUCAUGCUGGCAAAAACACGUUCAUUGCUUACAUGCAACUGAAAAAAAACUAGGAUUGUCGUGUGUGGAUAUUUGCGUUUAGCAAGUAAUUUUAGUAAUUUCUGUGCUAUAAUUAAAUGUUUCCCACUCAGAAUUUUCAUGUUUUCUGCACUCAAUGUUGAAUACCAAUUUAACCUUUAUCAAAGAUAUUUGAUUCUAUCAAGAUACCCGGCUGCUUAGUUUUUCGAACAAGUAGUAUGAGACAUCAAUUCUUUGUUUAUGGUGCUGCCACCAGCGAAAAAGGCUUCAAGCUUUCAACUUGCAUUCAAGCUUGCAAACACAUAAGUUUUGCAUUUGACCGACGAAACAACCUACACGAACAGAAAAAUAACCCACCCAAAACAACAACAAACUAAAAGUAGGUAGUUGCACUUAAGGUCCCAGUGAGUAAAAAAGAUUUACCAAGCAAAAUUUGAUGAAAAUUAGAAAAAAAAUGUUAAAAUGGCCAUAAAUUAUAGAUUCUCCUAUUCUGGAACUGUUUAAGCCUGAAAUAAUGUGGAUUUCAGAUAAUUUUUCUAAAAGAUAUAAUUUAAAAUUUAAUUUAUUUAGUCAAUAAUUCAUUGAUGAUAAUGAAAAAAAAUAUUCUUUUUUCAUGCGUAUCUGGAUCUGGAUUCUGAAGCAUUCUUGAUAUACGCCUCCGGGCCAUACCGAUUGAUUCUGCUGUUGUCAGGGCGGUUUCUCCUCCAAGUAGGAUUCUUAAGCCAAGAACCGAAACUCUCUCGUUUGGUAUUCAUCUGUGAAUCCUAAACGAUCCUCCAGGUCGUUCUCAGGGUUAUAUUCUUUAUGUCCCGUUCUUCGCAUGCUUUGUUUGGCUAUGUGCCUAAAAGAUGGAUAAACUCGAUGCUGCAAUAGCGGACCGAUUGCCGUUUUUCAUUUCCAUUUGCUUGAGGGAUCUGAAUGAUAUCAACAUAAGCUUUGUUAAAAAGUACGUCAAAAAAUCAAACAAAUUACUAACACAAUUUUUGGAAUAUUUAGUGUUCCGGGUUUUUGGGUGAACAGAGCUCGUCGUUGGAUUGGCCUUUUGUCGAUGCUUAUCCACUCACGGUCGUCAAAUCAGCCGGCAGAGUUUCCACGAAAAUAGCUCCCUUGUUGUUCACUACAAAAAAAAAAAAUGGUUUACCGGUACAUUUUUAUAAACUAAACAACUUACCAGGUAUCCAGUCCGUUUAGAUAAGUUGACCGGGGCUGCACUCGUCGGACAAGAAAAAUAUUUCCGGCUGUGGUAGAAAAACAAAAUGUUGGUGUUGAUUCAAACACUCGAACUUACCGAGAAAACAAAUAGUCUUAAUAAUCUCUUCACGUCGUGACGAUCUAAACUUUUUGAUCCAAAGAUCUCUUCCUUUUCCUGCAAGUUUAAACGCUUCCUCUGACAACUGAUGAAAAAAUCUUUUUAACCAGAUGUAAACAAAAGAGUCAGGGCAUGCUAUUAAAAUUUUCGAAUAAUGGUUAAAGUAUUAUUCGUUAAUAUUAUUUUGGCGCUAGUGUUAUGUCCUCAAAAUUUCUCAGAAGCCGAUAGUACCUGCCUUUAUUCAAAGGCACUUCAUGUUUCCAUAAAUAUAUUAGGGUAAAAUACCAAGAUUUCGACAGUUUUUGCAUGUUUUGCCAAAAAAAACCAUGUAAAUUUAUUAAUUGACAAAUGUUUUUCAUUUCAAAUAUGCUUGGUUAUAUGAAUCAGACUAUUUUCUUCAUUCUCUACCUUUUUAUUGAUCUAAAGUUUCAAAACAACGUAUUCUUCUACUAAAACCUCUCGAUUAUCUAGUUUUCGACAUUUAAUUUUAGUUUUCGGCACUAAAAGUUUUAGUUUUCGACAAGCAUAUUUCCACCUCCUUUGUUAGCUCAGGGAUAUGAAUAUUUGCAUAUUGGAAUUGCUUGUCAACUUCACGGCGUUUUUAACACCAUGGAAAAAGUAUUAACAUACCCAAGAAGAUGGGUGUCGAAAAAUAGAUUAUUAAGUGAAUUUUCAGCGCUAGUUUUCGACAGCUCGAAAAACAAUUGAAAGUAAAUUUAAGCGAAAAUAUAAAUUAAAUAACCGAAAAGAUUAAUUUCAGAACCUAAUUCAUCCAUUGAUUCCUUUUAUGUUGGUUUUAAUCGAAUAAAAGGGGAGUUUUAUCGUGAUUCAAAAUCAUUCAUAUUUGGUCGAUGGCAUUAAAUUUCACAGGUGAUUUAGAAUGUUUCUUUCAAAUUUUUGAUUCCCUACUAUUCAACAACUUAUUUAGAAGAAUUUUUAUAUACACGUAUUCUAAAGUGGAAGAGCAAAAGAAAAAUAUGAACAUACAUAGAUGGCUUGAGCCAUCUAAUAGAAAGAUAAGCCUUUCAUUGAAAAAUUGUCGAAAACUAGCUCCUGUCGAAAUCCAGACUAUCUACCCUAUUUGUUUUUCUACCAAAUCUUAAAAUUGAAGUUUUGAAAUUAAAAGACGUGAGUAGAAAAACAUAUAAAUGUAUGAAAGUCGGGCAACUUGCAAUGUCUGAAAAGUGUCUAAGUAAGUUAAAAUGCUUUGGCAUUGAGGAACUACUUUUUUAUCAAAUUAAUUUUGAAAUGCUUUAUCCCGACCAUUAACUCAACAUUUUAUGCAAAGAAACUAAUGAAUUAGUAAUGAUUGUUUCCCCAUUUUUCUCAAAUUUCGCCCAAAAUUUUAACCCCUUGAUAGCAAUAUUGUCAAAAUAUUGUACAGUAGGAAAACUUCGAGCCUAAAUCUAAAAAAAAUCGAAGUCGAAGGUUGGAAGACCCGAAAUAUUACUUAUAUUAGGGUAGAUACUCUAGAUUUCGACAGGAGCUAGUUUUCGGCAAAUUUUUAAUGAAAGGCUUUUCUUUCGAUUUGGUGGCUCAAGCUAUCUAUGUUCAUAUUUUUCUAUUUUUGUUCUCCCAGUUUGGUAUACGUUGAAUAUAAAAAUUCUUAUAAAUUUGUUGUUUAAUAGUAGUAAAUCAAUAAUUGAAAAGUAACAUUCUAAAUCACCUGUGAAAUUCAAUGCUAUCGACCAAAUGGGAAUGAUUUUGAAUCAUGAAAAAACACCCCUUUAAUUCGAUUGAAAGCAACAUAAAAGGAAUCAAUGGAUAGAUAAGGUUCUGAAAUCAAUCUUUUCUGUAAUUUAUUUCACAUUUUUGCUAACAUUUUAAGAAAUUUCAACUGUUUUUUGAGCUGUCGAAAACUAGCGCUAAAAAUUCACCUAAUAAUCAAUUUUUCGACACCCAUCUUCCUUGGUAUGUUUAUACUGUUUCCAUGGUGUAAAAACGCCGUGAAGUAGACAAGCAAAUACAAUAUGCAAAAUUUCAUAUUCCUGUGCUAACAAAGGAGGUGAAAAUGUUCUUGUCGAAAACUAAAACUUUUUGUGACGAAAACUAAAAUUGAAUGUCGAAAACUAGAUCAUCGAAAGGUUUUAGUAAAAGGAUAAUAAAAACUUUUUCUUUAAACUUUCGAUCAAUAAAAAGGUAGAGAAUGAAGAAAAAAGUCUGAUUCAUAUAACCAAUCAUAUUUGAGAUGAAAAACAUGUGUCAAUCAAUAUAUUGACAUGGUUUUUCUGACAAACGAGCAAAAACUGUCGAAAUCUAGGUAUUCCACCCUAAGGGCAUUUUCCUCAGAAAUUCAAAUUUGCCGUCGAGUUGUACAGUCAUAACUACGCGAAACAUAAUUUGAUUAAAACAGUUUUAUCAGCCGGAAAUCUUUUGGGAGACAUUUCAAUGUGAUGUGAAUGUUUAUUGAAGAUUAAUGAAAUGCUACAGAGGUUACAUUCAUGGCAAAUAACCAACAUUCAUGAAAAAGAUAUUUUAAUCAAUCAACUAUUUGAAAAGAUAAAUUCUUGUUUGAAAUUGUAUAUUUUGAGCAUGAAUCAGUCUAACGAUCUGAAAUUUUGAGCGUGGUUCAGUUCAUGCUUAAGCUUUAAAUUGAUAUUCAGUAUGUAAAAUUCGAUCGACUUUCAAGUGAGUCCAAAGCAAUUAUUUUAUAAAAUCACCUUCAAUCUCCUUCAUAGGGGUAAUAAAGGGGGCAAAACAUAUGGCGUCCUUUUCGCCUGUAAAUAGGCACUUUAAAAAAAUAAAGUAAUAACCCUUACCGGUUCUUGAGUGUCAAUAUGACACAAUUGGAAGUUUGGCAGUUUGUAACAUUCUUCGGGUGCAUCCCAAUAAUACAAUUUCUUGGGGGAACCUCAUCGAAUUCUCGAAAUCUAUAAUUUUGCAUCAUUACUUAUUUUUUAUGGACGCACCCUGAAUGCCCAGAGAAAAACUCCCUAAUCCUUGUCAGUUUGAAACUCUUCGCUUAAAAUCUCUAUAUCUCACUUGUUUCUCAGCCGUUUAAACAAAAUUUAUAGUUUUGGAAGCCUUGUAA
Molecule: messenger RNA, 7956 nt
Organism: Uranotaenia lowii
Lineage: Eukaryota; Metazoa; Arthropoda; Insecta; Diptera; Culicidae
Product: potassium voltage-gated channel protein eag-like
Exons: 6
Coding region: 148-1953 (601 amino acids)
Biological process (GO): regulation of membrane potential; potassium ion transmembrane transport
Cellular component (GO): membrane
Molecular function (GO): voltage-gated potassium channel activity
Source: RefSeq, a predicted model, not a curated record